Molecule: messenger RNA, 2565 nt
Organism: Cynocephalus volans (Philippine flying lemur)
Lineage: Eukaryota; Metazoa; Chordata; Mammalia; Dermoptera; Cynocephalidae
Gene: BFAR
Product: bifunctional apoptosis regulator
Exons: 8
Coding region: 279-1628 (449 amino acids)
Biological process (GO): proteasome-mediated ubiquitin-dependent protein catabolic process
Molecular function (GO): protein binding; ubiquitin protein ligase activity
Source: RefSeq, a predicted model, not a curated record
GGGGUUGAGGGGGUUGGGACGCGAGUGCGGUCUCUCCUCUAUGGUCGCGGGCCGGGGGCACUCAUCUCCGCGGUACACUCUAGGUUACUUCCGGAAGUGAAGCCUCUACCUCCUCCUCCGCUUCCGUGGGGGUCGGGUUUGGGGGUAAUGGCUGGGUCGGCUCCGGGACGAGUGGAAUGGUAAGCGGCGGCACGGCAGAGCGUGAUUUAAUGAUGCUUUGCAGUGGUUUUCUAAGUCUGAAAUUUCCUACGUCUAUGGAUCCCAGAUUUUGUUAAGAGAUGGAGGAGCUUAACAAAAACGAUCUGAACACUAUGGGCCUGGAGAACGAUGACCUUCUACAAAGCACCAGCCCUCAAAUUUCAGUUAACGAAUUUUCUUGCCACUGCUGCUAUGACAUCCUGGUUAACCCCACCACCUUGAACUGUGGUCACAGCUUCUGCCGGCACUGUCUAGCUUUAUGGUGGGUGUCUUCGAAGAAAACAGAGUGUCCGGAAUGCAGAGAAAAGUGGGAAGGUUUCCCCAAAGUCAAUAUUCUCCUCAGGGAUGCCAUUGAAAAGUUAUUUCCUGAUGCCAUUAGAAUGAGAUUUGAAGACAUUCAACAGAAUACUGACAUAGUCCAAAGUCUUGCAGCCUUUCAGAAAUAUGGCAGUGAUCAGAUUCCUGUAGCUUCCAACACAGGCCGAGUGAAUCAGCAGAGAGGAGGAGGAUUCUUUUCUGGAGUGCUCACAGCUUUAACUGGUGUGGCAGUUGUCCUGCUCGUGUAUCACUGGAGCAGCAGAGAAUCUGAGCAUGACCUCCUGGUCCACAAGGCUGUGGCCAAGUGGACAGCGGAAGAAGUUGUCCUUUGGCUGGAGCAGCUGGGCCCUUGGGCCUCUCUCUACAGAGACAGGUUUUUAUCUGAAAGAGUGAAUGGAAGAUUGCUUUUAACUUUGACAGAGGAAGAAUUUUCAAGGGCACCGUAUACCAUAGAAAACAGCCACCGAAGAGCCAUCCUCAUGGAGCUGGAGCGUGUCAAAGCACUAGGCAUGAAGCCCCCCCAGAAUCUCUGGGAAUAUAAGGCUGUAAACCCAGGCAGGUCCCUGUUCUUGCUGUAUGCCCUCAAAAGCUCCCCCAGACUUGGUCUGCUAUACCUGUACCUGUUUGACUACACAGACAGCUUCCUACCCUUCAUCCACACCAUCUGCCCUCUGCAAGAGGACAGCUCCAGGGAGGAUAUCAUCACCAAGCUUCUGGAUCUUAGAGAGCCCACGUGGAAGCAGUGGAGAGAAUUCCUUGUCAAGUACUCCUUCCUUCCGUACCAGCUGAUUGCUGAAUUUGCUUGGGACUGGCUGGAAGUCCAUUACUGGACGUCACGGUUUCUUAUCGUCAAUGCCAUGUUACUCUCAGUUCUGGAAUUAUUCUCCUUCUGGAGGAUCUGGUCAAGAAGUGAACUGAAGACUGUGCCUCAGAGGAUGUGGAGCCAUUUUUGGAAAGUAUCAACGCAGGGGCUUUUUGUGGCCAUGUUCUGGCCCCUCAUUCCUCAGUUUGUUUGCAACUGUUUGUUUUACUGGGCCCUGUACUUUAACCCAAUUAUUAACAUUGAUCUCGUGGUCAAGGAAGUCCGACGGCUGGAAACGCAGGUGUUGUGACUGGCACUGCCCAGGCUCUGAGAGACUCUUCAGGUCCCCCUGAUGUCUGAACUCAAUGCUUAGGAGCGGGGAGGGAGGGAGCAGACUGCCUAAUUUCUACCCCUAGUAUGACAAGGUACUGCUUUGUAUGUGUAAGGCUCCAAACAGGUCCCUCUGCUUGUGGCAUCACAGCAGCAGGGACUGACAUCCCACCGCAUGAAGGACUGUCUGUCUGGCCAACACAGCGGCAGCCCCCUGCUACCCAGUGCCUUCCUCACAGGGACUUGGGAGGCUCCGUUCACAAAGGCUGGCAAGACUCGGGGUCCUCAGACAACACAGUGUGGGUGAUAUUAGGAAGCUGCCACAUCUGCAGUCCCCCUGGCCUCAACCUCAGUGACUGACAGAGGUUCCCAGAGCCUGAGACCAGGCUUGUGGGGCCAGCCCGGACCUAUAAGUCAAGUUUAGGAAAACAGGGAUGAGAUUUUAUCAUAAGCAUAGACAGUUGCACAUAAAAACCGAGGAAACUCGCAAAUUCAAUCGAUUCUAUUUUAUGGAGGGAGUUGCUAGGUUUCAGAGUAAAAACCUCCGAAAGGCUUCAGUUUGAGAGUAGAAUGACAGUUAGACCCGUAGUCACUUGUUUUUUCAUUGUUUUGUUUUUGUUUUGCAGUCAUUGGAGGUUUGGAUCCCUUCUCAGGGAAGAUUGAUUGGACUGUCAGGCAGUUCACAGAGGGCAGUUCCCAUCAGGCUGAGCUGCCUCAGUGCUACUUAAUCAAUCGUUGUUUGGGGAUUUGUUAGUUUGUGUUUUUCAGAAUGUAAAGUAAACUCCUUUUGUUCAAGGAAAUAUUUUGUAAAUUGUCCUCACAUUGUAUAAUCUUUAUUGUCUUGUCCUGUUCUGAUGUAUAAAACAGCAAGCCUAAUUAUGCCAAGUGCCGUAAUUAUAAAUAUGGAAUGAAAUGAA